Lytechinus variegatus (green sea urchin) is the source of this 1503-nucleotide messenger RNA. Its product is annotated as coiled-coil domain-containing protein 152-like. Bases 3 to 917 code for a protein of 304 amino acids. The record is from RefSeq and is a predicted model, not a curated record. NCBI's taxonomy places the organism in Eukaryota, Metazoa, Echinodermata, Echinoidea, Temnopleuroida, Toxopneustidae. The transcript is spliced from 8 exons.
GUAUGCAAUGGGAGGUUUGGCGGCAGUACUACUACAGACUAACGUUACAGAUCUUUCUUAGCUUCUGCCAGGCAUGCCAUGGGUUCAGAGUGAACCCCCUCCCCACGUCAAUUUUAAUUUGUCUUUUAUUAUCUCUCUACUCUCUAGAUCCCAUCGUGAUGGAGUCGUCAGCAAGGGGCAUUGACUUGGACAAAGUGGUUGAGGAGUUUAAUUCUUGGCAGAGGCUGCAUGAAAGGCUUGUCCAAGAAAAAGAAGGCCUUCAGAAUGAAGUCAGUCUGCUGCAAAGAGAGUAUGAAGCAUCAAAAGAGAGACAUACACAGACAAUGAAAGAUUUCAAGCAAACACAAGAGAUGGUUACAAAGCUUCAAAACAUGCUCAAACUGAAGUGCAAUCUUGAAGAUGAGAACCAAGAACUGAAGGACAAAGUGACAAAUGUUAUUGAUGAGCUUGCCAUUACAAGAGAGGAACACAAACUAGCCAUGAGCCAGUCUCAGGACAAGAUGGAUGAACUGCAUAAAACUCACAGGCAGGAAAUGGAUGAUCUCUUGGAAACUACUAAAGCGGAGAGAGAGAAGGAGGUUGGGAUAUUAAAGGAGAGUUUACAUGCUAAGAUGAAUGAGGUUGGCAAGCUUCACAAGCAGUUAGCUGAACUGGAGAGAGAGAAACAUACUGAAGUUACAAGAGUUAGGCUUGAGUAUGAUGCUAAGCUGUUGAAACUGCAGAAAGAAAUCACACGAGCCCAACAACAGAGCUCAAAGACUGCUAACAGGGGUAGUGAUAUAUACAGACAGAAACUGAUGAACGCAAAAGCCGAGUCCGACCAGCAGAUUUCAUCCCUCAAGAGAACCAUAUCAGACCUUCAGAGGAGACUUGAUGCGCAAACAGGAGGCACUUACGGACCUAAGAGAAAGUUCUGAGCUCUGAGAAUCAUCUCCAAGACUGCACAUGCAUGUGUGAUAUUAAAGGGAGGUACAAAUGUAUAAGACCUAGCAGAAAGUUUGGGAAGUGACUCCCUGAUACACCUAUGUACAAAGAAAUGAGAAAAUGUUCUGAGCUCAGGGAACCUGCUCCCAUAGUCAAUACAUGUAUGAUAUAAACGGAAGGCACCAACAUGUAUCCACGGACAUGUGAGAAAGUUUUGAGCUCAGGAAAGUUGCUCCAUACAUGUAUAAUGUACAGGCACCUUGGACCCAAGAGAAAGUUCUGAACUAAAGAAAGCUGGCUCCAUAUGUCUACCAUGUCUACAUGUACAGCUGAGUAGUAUGCACAUUUGUAUGGAGCUUUUUAGAGAAAGUUUUGAGCUUGGGAAAGUCACUUUAUUUACUCUGGUAAAUGUAUGCAUGUACGAUAUAAAUGAUGGACAUUUAUAUGGACCCAAGAGAAAAUUCUGAGCUCAGAGAACCAACUCCCAUACUGUACGUGCAGGUCUGAAACUGGAGACGCCAAUGUACAAAAGUUGUUUUUCCAUGUUGAUGUACUAUGAAUAAUAGCACAUUUCAAACU